GGAAAAGGAAAGUAAUUAAGCACAGACUUUGGCCCUCCCUCUCCACACCAUCACCACCAAUCUUCUCUCUCUCCCUCUCUCUCUCUCUCUCUCUACACCAUGAUCCCUCACCGACGGCGAGAAUUCCAGGCCGGAAACCAGUUCACUUUCCACAAUCCGAUCCACAGGGCGAGCGGUGAGCUGAAUUCUUCGGAUGGAAUCGAGUACGGGACAUGGGCUGAGAGAAUUAAAGGCAGUUAUGGAUACUUCGGCAAAUCGGAUGAUCGUAAGUUUGGCGCAUGGCAACGAAGAACUCCGCCGAAUCUUCAUGGCGACCAAGAUGAUGAGGAGGAGUUCAGAUGGGUGGCAAAAGAAGAUGACGAUGACUCAGAUGUUGCAUCGCCACCGCUGUGGACGAAGCCAGGAUCACCCAUGACUCGAUCAGCCGAGUCUUCUCCAAUCCAUGAUCACAGCCGCUGCCACCACCAUGAUGUUAAAGACCGGUUUCUUUAUCCCACCCCACAAGCGCAGGUCAUUGCCGGAUACCGGCAAGAGAUGUUGAAUAUGGUCCGAGAUAUGCCGGAGACGGCUUACGAGCUCUCUCUGAGAGAUCUUGUGGAGCCACCAAGGAUGGCAAGAGCUGCGCAUGAAACGUUGGUGAGAGGUAGAGAAUUGCCGAAGGAUAAGACUAAGAAGGAGAAGGAUAGGAAGGAGAAGACGAAGAAAGGAAUGAGAAGGAUGUCGAGGAGUGACAGUAUGGACACCGGAGGUUUCCUUCUAAAGAUGUUCCUUCCAAGUUCUCUGACUACGAAAAGGAAGAGCAUUGGAGGCUCUGGUACGUGUGCGAAGGUCUCGCCAAAGCCCAUGUUGGUAGAAGGGGAGAAAGGUGGGCUCGAGAAGAGUACAGAUCGAGACUGGUGGAGAAAGAACGCAUUAGAAGAAAAGGGAAGCAGCAGCGGCAGCAGCUCCGACAGCAGCAGCAGAAGCAGGAAAAUAAGUGGCUGCUAUUGCUUCUUUCGCGCGCGAAGAAAAACAAAGCCAGGGAAAAUUGAGGGCGACUCUGUUGUGAAGGGAAACCAUACAACUAUCCUGUAGCAACCCCUGUUUUAGUUCUGGGAUUGUUUGAUAAUAUGAUCAGUUGAAGUGUACCAGCAUGGCCUGUAUAGGUACUUAUCUUCGUUCUUUUGCUAUGUUAUAUGAACCGAGGUUCGAUAAUUAAACUAUGUUGAUCAAGUGUCACUGUUUGGAAUCACAAGCAUUGUACUUUCCAUAGAUCAACAGAAGAUUUUGGAGGAAAACUGAAGCUAUUUCUUUACCUGAUGAUCCUUUCAAAAUUUAA
Phoenix dactylifera (date palm) is the source of this 1318-nucleotide messenger RNA. RefSeq lists its product as uncharacterized. The record is from RefSeq and is a predicted model, not a curated record. Lineage: Eukaryota; Viridiplantae; Streptophyta; Magnoliopsida; Arecales; Arecaceae.